UCUUGAAUCAAGCAACUGGGUAGAACUGGCUGAGUUAAUGAAUGCAAAUUUUGAUCUGAGGAGAGCCAUUUACACUGAUGCAUGUUUGGGCCAAGGAAACUUAAAAAUGGUGGAAAUUGCCAGAAAGCACGGAUCAGCAGUUAAACUUCCAGGUAGCGGAGGAGCAGUCAUUGGCCUCUGUCCAGACCCUGAGAAACUGGUCAUCUUGAAGGAGGCUUUCCAGGAAGCUGGAUGUGUUUUCUGCCACAUUGUGCCUUAUGAUUCCUCAUCUGGUACUGUUUGAAGAAGAGGCUGUGUUCCAGCAAAACACACAGCCUUUUACAAAACAGACUAUUGUCAAAAAAAUUGUAGUACUGUUGAACCUUUCAUAAAAUAUAAGCAUUUGUUCAUUGUAAGGUACUAUUGUUUUUGGUACACUAUAUGCAAGGAAUUAACACGCACACACACACAUACACACACACACACA
Messenger RNA from Protopterus annectens (West African lungfish), 466 nucleotides. Its product is annotated as probable glucuronokinase 2. NCBI's taxonomy places the organism in Eukaryota, Metazoa, Chordata, Ceratodontiformes, Protopteridae. The coding region runs from base 38 to 283 and encodes 81 amino acids. Gene Ontology annotation, molecular function: glucuronokinase activity. The transcript has 4 exons. The record is from RefSeq and is a predicted model, not a curated record.